Molecule: messenger RNA, 3258 nt
Organism: Diaporthe batatas
Lineage: Eukaryota; Fungi; Ascomycota; Sordariomycetes; Diaporthales; Diaporthaceae
Exons: 2
Coding region: 2008-3009 (333 amino acids)
Biological process (GO): transmembrane transport
Molecular function (GO): oxoglutarate:malate antiporter activity
Source: RefSeq, a predicted model, not a curated record
UUGCACUUUUCAGAGGUGCAGAUGAGACCCCAUAGACUCUGCAGGUUUCGGCCACUGCUAAACGAGGAGAAGGUCAGCUUAAGGAGAUCCUUCGGCAUCCCCACUAUAGUCGAACCUCGUUGACUAUGGUGUGUCCUGUGUUACGCGAGCCUGCCAGGCCUGUUAAGACAUGCUCACGGAGAGCUCGGUGAUAAUACGGAAUCAUGUCCCUGUCCUGAUCAGGAUGUGCUGUGCUCCCGGAACCUGGACAGGGCGGGGUUGGGAGGGGGGACUCUGAGGGGAGCAAUCUGGGUGCCGAGCCUGAGCCAGGCAUGCCAGGCGUGCCAGGCCCCGGUUACCCCGGAUUCUGUCGGACGGGAGCGGUGGAGUCGCCCCAGCGUGGCAUGUUACGCUACGCUACAGUUGGAUGUGUCGUUACCCCGCAGUGUCAAGGCUGAGGCGUGAAUGAUGUGACGGCCAGCGCGGAGUCCUUGAGAUGAAGGGGAAUGAGUGCUGUAACCCUCGAACUUGGAGCAUCUGCUCCCUUCGCAGGCAGAGUGAGUACCCAGGGCAUGCUUUGUCGCUGGCGACUGGCCCGCGGGAGACGGAAAGCAAGACAUGCUCAGCUGAGAAGGGCAGGGCAGGGCAGGGCAGGUCGGUGGCCCCCAAGGAGGGGCCGGUGCUGAUUUGCGCAGCUAUUUUGAUCGCGCCCGUCCGCCCUGAGCUGGAUCCCUGGCAAGAGACGAAUCCCGGCGGCCAGAAGGCGGUGCACCUGUGGCCUCGAGUCUGUUACAGAACGAGCUGUUGGUCGCAUGCCAUUAGUCCAUUAGAGUGUCCAUAGCCACACUAGUGCCCUGUUCGCCUGGGGAACCGAGAGGCCAUGUCGAGCGCUGGUACCUCCCCGCCCUCGCCCUGCCAGGGGGGCUACCAGCUGAUGACCGCGACGUCAUGUCUCGUGCUCUCUCUCUGUUUCGCCUGCCCCGAGAGGGGAGAGCUCCUGGGCAGCUUGUAACCCGUAGCAAGUCGUGCGAGUGACGAGUCCCUUUCCCCUCCCCGCACAAGCGGAUCCCUGAGUGCCUGUUACUGGGCGAGUGUCGUAUCGGAAACAAGGCUUGGAAACUUGGGGAAAUGGGUACCUCGCCAACUCGCCAGCUGCUGAGGUGUGGUCUGUCUGUCACAUGCGGGCAGGGCGACUGGGCAUCUGGGACGAGGAGGAGGAGGACGGCUUGGACGGAUGGAUGGCUGGGCCAUGGCUGGAUGGGCGACCGCCGACCGAUCCAGCAACCGUUGUCCCAGUCUCCUUGUCGCAAGCGCCGGACCUGUCCCACGCGAGAGAGGUUACGGGCUACGUCGCUGGCACACCAGCUCGUUAGGCCUGGCACAACAGUAUGCCCGCCGUAGACAAAAUGCGCGCUCCCCGCCUCGGGAAUUGGAGUUAUUAUGUGCCUGUUUGACUCCAACCUGCCCUUUUAUUAGUCGAAGCCGCCCACCCUCUUGACGGUUUCGUCGGCUUAGCCCCUUCUUUCUCCUCAGAAGAUCACUCACACUGCGUUCCAACCUCGACUUUUGGUGGUUUUCUUUUUCUCGGAUAUCCAUCAAACCAAUACUCGAUAUUCUCGGCUCUGGUGUUCUCUGCUCCGAGCGGUGUUAACGCCCACCCCCAGUCAAUCUCCGAGUCUCGGCACUCAGCCCUGAGCUACGGAAUCGCGUCAGCGGUCGGUCCCCCACCUUUGAUAGCACCCUUUCUCGAGUACCGUGGGCCAGCCCCGCGGAAAGCGGAAAGCGACAGGACGAGCCCGGAACAGUCCGGUGGCUGUUGCCGCUGUUUGGCACCGAAGAGGUCGGGUAGAGAAAAAAGUACGCCAUAGAAAAAGAGACCAGGGAUUUUGGAUCCGGGCCGCUGGAAUUGAAUUUUUUUUCAACCGACCUUCUCCUCGGCGUGUCCAGGCGUCGCAUAGAAACCGCCCACAAUCCACUUCAGAGGCGCAUUAGACUCAUUUUUCGUCAUUCCAAUACACCCCAUCGAUCAUGUCCAACACCAUCAAGCAGGCCGCCGAGGCAGCCAGGUCCAAGACCUCAGAAGUCAUGGGAAAGAACGUCCAGAGCGAGGGCGCAGCCGUGGCAAACGAUUUCCUGCACACACCCUACAUGAGGGCCGCGCUGCCCUUCAUCAACGGCGGCCUGAGUGGGAUGGUCGCAACCUCGGUCAUCCAGCCCGUCGACAUGGUCAAGGUGCGCAUCCAGCUGGCCGGCGAGGGUGUAGCAACGGGCCCCAAACCAACACCUCUCUCCGUCACCCGCGAGAUCAUCGCCAAGGGCAAGGUCCUUGAUCUGUACACCGGCCUGUCCGCUGGUCUGCUGCGACAAGCUGUCUACACGACCGCCCGUAUCGGCUUCUUCGACACCUUCAUGGGCCAGUUGACAGCUAGGGCAAAGGCCAAGGAACAGACGAUCGGCUUCGCGGAACGCGCCGCCGCAGGUCUCUCAGCUGGCGGCAUCGCAGCCAUGAUCGGCAACCCGGCGGACCUGGCGUUGAUCCGCAUGCAAAGCGACGGCCUGAAGCCUGUGGAUCAGCGCAAGAACUACAAGUCCGUCAUCGACGCCCUGUCCCGGAUCGCGAAGAGCGAGGGCGUCGCCGCCCUGUGGGCCGGAGCAACCCCGACGGUCGUGCGAGCGAUGGCGCUCAACUUUGGACAGCUCGCAUUCUUCAGCGAGGCCAAGUCGCAGCUCAAGACGCGCACAGAUUGGUCGCCGCGCGUGCAAACCCUGAGCGCCAGUGCCGUUGCCGGCUUCUUCGCAUCCUUCUUCUCCCUGCCCUUCGACUUCGUCAAGACACGGCUGCAGAAGCAGAGCAGGGGCCCCGACGGCAAGCUCCCAUACAAGAGCAUGGCCGACUGCUUCGUCAAGGUCUCCAAGCAGGAGGGUCUGCUGCGCUUCUACCGCGGCUUCGAAACCUACUAUGUCCGCAUUGCGCCGCACGCCAUGGUGACGCUCAUCGUGGCAGACUACCUCGGAUGGCUCACCAAGUAAACGAGGGCGUGGGACCCGGUCAUCUUAGGUGCGGCGUUCGGGCGGAUUUCUGCGUUUUUUCUCGGUUUGACAGUUUCCCUGGGUUGGCCUCGAGUUCACGCACUUACUGGUGUUCGCUCUUUCCAGCAAUGCCGACCUGGCGGCGUGCUUUGUUCGUUUCGUGACUGGCUUGAUAGUGAUUCCCGGAUGGCAAAUAAGUUAGAUCCAGUAUCUCAUAGGAACCACAGAUUAUUGAAUCGUUGCCAAUCA